Molecule: messenger RNA, 944 nt
Organism: Vigna unguiculata (cowpea)
Lineage: Eukaryota; Viridiplantae; Streptophyta; Magnoliopsida; Fabales; Fabaceae
Source: RefSeq, a predicted model, not a curated record
GGAAAAAUAAAAGCAAGAUAUAAUGUUUAGUAAAAGGAGAAAGAGAAGAAGGGAAUGCGUACGCAUGAGGGAACAACGAAAGAGGGAAAAGAAAAGGGAGCAGUGACGCCGCUGAACCAGAGACCCGACGGAGCUGCGACGCGAAGUGAUCGGAACUGCGACGUGGACGAGCGGAGCUACGGCGUCGAAGGAAUGGAUGUGAAUAACAUUAAAACUUGGCUGAAAAAGCACAGUGAUAACAUAAGUGCUCUUGAUCGCAAUAUGCAUCACGAUAGCGAGUUCAUAAGUAUGCUCAUGAAUAACCUUUCCGUGAAGAUUGAAUCGAGUCAUGCUCAGCAUUCUGAAGCCAUAGGAGCCUUGGGGCAAGAGAAUGAGCAACUGUUGUCUGAUGUUAAAUCAAUGAAAACAGAGAGAGAUAUGAUACGUAGGGAGAUGAAGGAAAUAAACAAAACUUUAGAAAAGCUGGAAACUGAUAAUAUGGAGGCAGAAAGGAUGUUGGAGGAAGCAGAAGACGUUAUAUCAAAGCUGGAUGCUGAAAUGGAGACAUCAAAGAAGAGUAGUGCAGAUACGAUUGCAGGUUUAUCUUCAAAGCAUGCUAAACAGGUUAAAAAGUUGAAAAGUUGAAAAUUUGAAAUAGUUAAUAAUGCAGUUUUCAAUUUGAAGUGGAGCAGAGGAGGCAGUUUUCAAUUUUAAGUGGAGGAGAGGAGGACUGAGGCUGCAUGGAUAUGGUGGAGUGGUGAAGUAGUCUUUGAUUUUGUAAGGUUUUUUUGUGUGUGAAUAUGAUACAAUACGGGUUAACAAGAAAAUAAGCCUACAAGAAACCUCAUUGGCUGAAAAUCUUUACUUUAAAAUGAUUACGGGUUGUUUAGUUUUUUUGAACAAUGAUUACGAGUUGUUUAAUUUUUUUUAACCAUGAGCAUAGUCCAAUAAAUAGUUUCUCUGUA